AUGUUGCAACGAAAUCUAUCUCUGGCACAAAUCAUGGGCCAACCAAAUCUAUCUGUAGUACAACUAACUACAUCUAUCUGUAGUAAUAGUCAUCAACCAACCAAACCUACAUGUACUACUUGUCAUGGGCCAAACAAAUCUAUAUUUAGUAUUAGUCAUGGGCCAACCAAAUCUAUCUCUAGUACUAGUCACAGGACAACGACAUGUAUCUCUAGUACUACUCAUGUUUCAACCAAAUCUAUCUCUGACGCAAGUCAUGGGCCAACCAAAUCUAUCUGUAGUACAGGUCAUCGACCACCUAAAUCUAUCUGUGGUACUAGUCAGCGGUCAACCAAAUCUAUAUGUAGAUCUAGUAAUGAGCCAACCAAAUGUAUCUAUAGUACUUAUCAUGGGCCAUCCAAAGUCGUCUGUGAUACUAGUCACGGGCCAACCAAAUCUCUUUGUAGUACUCGUCAUGGGCCAACCAAAUCUAUAUAUAAUACUAGUCAUGGGCCAAUCAAAUCUAUCUCUGUUACUAGUCAUAGUUCAACCAAAUCUCUCUGUGGUACUAAUCAUGGACCAGCGAAAUAUAUCUUUAGUACUAGAGUACUAGUCAUACAUGGGACCAUCAAAUACAUCUAUGGUACUAGCCAUGGUCCAGAGAAAUCUAUCUUUAGUACUUGUCAUGGGCUCUCCAAAACAAUAUAUUAUACUAGUCAUGUUCCAACCAAAUCUACAUGUAGAACUAGUCAUAGGUCAAUCAAAUUUAUCUCUGGUACUAAUCAUGGGCCAGCCAAAUCUAUCUGCAGUUCUAGUCAUGGUUCAACCAAAUCUAUCUGUGGAACUAUUCAGGGGCCAAUUAAAUCUAUCUAUAGUACUGAUUUUGCGCUAAGCAAAUCUACAUGUGCUAAUAGUCACUGGCCAAGCAAAUCUAAAUAUACUACUAGUCAUGGGCCAAACAAAUCUAUCUAUGGUUCUAGUAAUAGGCCAACCAAAUCAAUUUGUAAUACUAGUCAUGAGCCAACCGAAUCUCUCUGUAUUACUACCCCUGGGCUAACCAAAUCUACCUGUACUACUAGUCAUGUGUCAACAAAAUCUACAUAUAGUACUAGUCAUGGGCCAACCAAAUCUACAUGUAGUACUAGUCAUUGGCCAAACAAAUCUAUCUAUACUACUGUUCAUGGGCAAACCCAAUCUACCAAAUAUAUCUGUGUUAAAAUUCAUGUAACACCCAAAUCGAUCUGUGUUACAAACUUUAUCUGUAGUACUAGUCAUGAGCCAACCAAAUCUAUCUGUAGUACUAGUCACUGGACAACCAUAUCUAUCUGUAGUACUAGUCAUGUGUCAGCCAAAUCUAAAUGUGGUACUAGUCAUGGGCAAACCAAAUCUACAUUCAUGUUGUUCCCAUUUUCAAUUGGAAUGCCAUUAUCUAUCUAUCUAUCUAUCUAUCUAUCUACAUCUGUUUGUAUCUAUCUAUCUAUCUAUCUAUCUAUCUAUGUCUGUUUCUAUCUAUCAAUAUCUGUUAAAUCUAUAUCAACCCAUAACUACCUUGAUCAUUUGCUAUUCAUCCCAUUGUUCUUAACCUUUCCUCCUUCUUCUUUCUUAUAUGUGUGUUAUAUUCUUUCUUUCUUUUUCAUUCCUACCAUAUACACCUUUCUGUCUAUCACUGUCAGUUCCUGUCUGUCUAUCUAUCUACCUAUCAAAAUGUACAUCAACCUGUAUCUAUUGGAUCCAUUGUUUUUAAAAUUUACUACUCUUUCUUUCUUAUAUGCAUGUUAUCUUCUUUCUUUCUUUCUUUCUUUCUUUCUUUCUUUCAUUCUUUAUUUCUUUCUUUCUCAUUUCUAUAAUAGACACCUUUCUCUCUAUCACUGUCAAUUCCUUUCUAUCUAUCUAUCUAUCUAUCUAUCUAUCUAUCUAUGCCUGAUUCUUUCUUUCUUUCUAUCUGAUAAAAUCUACCUACCUUGA
Molecule: messenger RNA, 1944 nt
Organism: Acanthosepion pharaonis
Lineage: Eukaryota; Metazoa; Mollusca; Cephalopoda; Sepiida; Sepiidae
Source: the annotation of a GenBank genome assembly